Molecule: messenger RNA, 1919 nt
Organism: Saccostrea echinata
Lineage: Eukaryota; Metazoa; Mollusca; Bivalvia; Ostreida; Ostreidae
Product: dual specificity protein phosphatase 10-like
Exons: 4
Coding region: 196-1392 (398 amino acids)
Biological process (GO): negative regulation of MAPK cascade; protein dephosphorylation
Cellular component (GO): cytosol; cytoplasm
Molecular function (GO): protein tyrosine/threonine phosphatase activity; MAP kinase tyrosine/serine/threonine phosphatase activity
Source: RefSeq, a predicted model, not a curated record
AUCGCGAGAAUCAUUACACGCGUAUAUGCGAUAAGCGAAACAUCACUUGUUAGAGUGGAAAAUUACUGUUUACAUACAACAACCUGUUGUGUGAAUUCUGCCUUAAUGGGUCUUAGAUCUAAUUAAGAAGGAAUAUUAUUUUAUUUAACGUGUGGAUCUAGUUUAUACCACAUUUUCUUUGGUAAAGGGACUUCAAUGAUUCUGGAAUUUCCACCGGUGAUGCCAGAAUCGGGCGGUGAGUUAGAUUUGCUGCCCCCCUCCACCCUGACCACGGAGAUCCUACCGUGUCGACGACGGUUAGGGCUCACGCUGGACUUCGGAACGGAUGAUUAUAACUGUGUUCCGAAAAGGUGUAAACUGGAAUCCAUGAAUUUUACCCUUAGUGCUCUAAACAAACUCAAUACUUCUAAUAAUGUGAGCGCUGUCUUUUCAGCGAGGAGCAUGCAAACUCAGGAACUUGCAUCCAGGAUGAGUAAAGCUCGGACUGUGCUUGUCUUGGACUGUCGACCAUUCGUGUCUUAUAAUAUUGCUCAUAUCCAAGGUGCUAUUAAUGUGAGUUGUUCCGAUAGGUUUAAUAGAAGGCGACUUCAACAGGGAAAGGCCAGUAUCAUUGACCUUGUAUCCUCCAAGGAGGGUAAAGACAUGUUUAAGAAGAGGAGUUCUAAAGAAAUUGUGCUUUAUGAUGACCAUACGAAAGAUGUCCAAUCGCUCAGUCCAGAUUCUUCAAUGUAUCUUGUGCUAUCUUCUUUGUUACGAGAGGGCAAGGACGUUUAUAUUCUCAAAGGAGGAAUUGAGGAAUUCAGGAACAAGCAUAUGGACCUUUGUGAUAGCAGUGUUAAAUCUCAGGAAGCUCGACCCCUGUACAGUCCCACCACGCCCAUUAUUGAGCCCCAAAUCGAGACAGCCACCGCCACUCAGAUCCUCCCUUUUCUCUACCUCGGCAAUGAAAGAGAUGCAGCUAAUUUACAGCGACUGCAAGAUUUGAAUAUCACCUAUGUUCUCAAUACAACUUCUCACAUACCCAAGUAUUUUGAAAAUCAGGGAAUCCAUUAUAAAAGAAUUCCCGCCUCCGACAGCGGGUGCCAAAAUCUAAAGCAGUAUUUUGAAGAGGCUGUUGCAUUUAUUGAUGAGGCAAGACAAAAUGGUGCUAAUAUUCUAGUCCAUUGCCACGCAGGCGUGUCGCGGUCUGCCACCAUCACCAUCGCCUACCUUCUCAAACAUUCAAAACUUUCAAUGAUGGACAUAUAUCGUUACGUGAAGGGCAAAAGGAGCAUAAUUUCCCCGAACUUCAACUUUAUGGGUCAGUUGAUGGAAUACGAACAAGCUCUCAACAACGGGCUGUGUGAACGCUCUGUGAUACCUAACAUUGUUCCGGAGGAAAAUCACGUGUGACGUAUACAUGUACAUCCGGAAGUUUCGUGGUUUUUCCUAUAAAACUAAGACACUCGAAAGAGAAGAUCUGACUAUAUGGGGAAAUAAUAUGUUGACCAAGUACUUUCAUUUGUGCAAUAAGUAUGGGCCAAACACAUGAACAAUACUCGAAAUGAAAAAAUCAUUCCAUCAUUAUUUCGAAUGCUUAGAAAUCAUCAAAGACACACAAAGAAAUCCAAAAGUUUGAGAAGAGACUCAGAAGUUGUGAGAAAAAAUAGAAUAAGAGAAUAUGAAAUGUUUGUCCAAUGUUUCUCGCGUUGUCUCUAGUCAUUUAAUGUAUUCACUUUAAACUGUUAUUCUGUAUGUAUUUAGUCACUAAGGUUUGUCUUUUUCUUGUUUUCCUGAUCUAUAGCUCUAAGACGCUGUUCAUGAUUCAUGCACGGCGAAUCCCUAGAAUGCAAAGCGAGAGGUUAAUCUCUUACCAUUUACCUGAGCUAGUUGGUUCAAGCCAUCUGUUAUUUAAAUAUACAAUUAAUGAAUGCUAAAAA